This is a messenger RNA of Gossypium raimondii (Peruvian cotton), 1719 nucleotides long. RefSeq lists its product as uncharacterized. Lineage: Eukaryota; Viridiplantae; Streptophyta; Magnoliopsida; Malvales; Malvaceae. The record is from RefSeq and is a predicted model, not a curated record. The transcript has a single exon. Bases 1 to 1719 code for a protein of 572 amino acids.
AUGGAUUUGUGCCCAAUCCUUAACGAAAACUCAACGGCACAUGUUGACGCUGUCAGAGGUUUUCUGGGACCUCCACAAAGACGAUAUGAUCCUUUUUCUAACACCUACAAUCACGGGUGGAAGGAUCAUCCUAACUUGAAUUACGGAGCUAAUCCCCGAUAUAAUCCGUCAUACCAACCGAGACCUUUGAAACCACCGCAACUGCCACCCAAGCCGAGCACAUCUCUAGAAGCUAUUAUGGAGAGACUUGCUGUCGAUGCUGCAAAAUACCAACAAAGGACAGACGCAUCAAUACAAGAGUUAACUAAUCAAGUUAGUAAACUCUCGAUGGCAGUUAAUCGUUUAGAGUCUCAAGGUAAAUUACCUUCCCAGACAGAGCCGAAUCCUCGGCAGAAUGCAAGUGCAAUAACUCUUCGUAACGGAAAAAUUUUGGAACCAUUUCCAGAAAAAAGUCUUGGGCAAGACAAGGAACGGGAAAAUCAGAUCCGUGAUCGAAAAGCCAAACCAGAAUCAGAAAUUCAGAAACCAGUUGUGGUGCCACCUCCUUUUCCAGGGAGACUCGCGAACGAUAAGAAAGGAAAUGAGGAAAAAGAAAUGCUCGAAACGUUCAGGAAGGUGGAGGUAAAUAUCCCUUUGCUCGACGCUAUCAAACAAAUCCCUCGCUAUGCAAAAUUUCUCAAAGAAUUGUGUACUAGCAAGAGGAGGUUACUAGGUAACGAAAGAGUAAAUGUAGGAGAAAAUGUCUCCGCAGUACUGCAAAAGAAAGUUCCGCCCAAAUACAAGGACCAAUGUAUGUUUGCUAUUUCUUACGAGAUAGGUAAUGUAGGCAUUAAGAAAGCCAUGUGUGGUUUAGGGGCUUCCAUUAAUAUUAUGCCUUAUCCUAUAUAUAAGAUGAUUAACGCGGGUCCUUUGAAAAAGACAGGAGUUAUUAUCCAGUUGGCGGACAGGUCAGUCAUUUAUCCCGAAGGGUUGCUUGAAGACGUCCUUGUUAAAGUUAACGAAUUAGUUUUCCCUGCAGAUUUCUACAUUAUUAAUAUAGAAGAUGAUAACACAACUAAUUCGUCUGGCAUCUUACUUGGAAGACCAUUCCUAAGUACCGCAAGCGCAAAAAUUGAUGUUCUGAGUGGAAUGUUGACAAUGGAGUUUGAUAGCGACAUCGUGAAAUUCAAUGUCUACGAAGCCAUGAGUCAUCCUAACUCGUUAUCAAAUAUUUCCAGUAUCGAUAGUAUAGAUUGUUUAACUCAAAAUUAUUCUGAAUAUCAUGACAUUGAUGAAUUGGAAACUGUCUUUUACAGAAGCAUUGACAUGGAUGUUUUAAGUCAUCUCGAGGAGUUAGCAGUUAUAGAAGAUCCGUUGCGCGAAAUUGUCAAACACUUGGAGACGCAACCAUCGUUGACAAAUCAGGGUAACCAAUUUGAACUAUUACCUUCCCAAACUAGAAUGUUGCCUUCGAUUUUGCAGCCACCAACCUUGGAGCUUAAAGCAUUACCGGACCACCUCAAGUACGUCUUUUUGGGAGAGAAAGACACCUUGCCGGUAAUAGUGUCAAACAAACUAACCAAAGAUGAGGAGGAAAGUCUAGUUCGAGUUCUGAUAGAUUAUAAAGAGGCUAUUGGUUGGAUAAUAGCCGACAUAAAAGGGCUAAGUCCAUCCACCUGUAUGCACAGAAUUUCCAUCGAAGAUAACACGAAACCAAAAGAGAUGCUCGAGGCGCCUUAA